ACUGCUGUGUCACGCACGACCUGUCUAUUCAAUUCUAUGAAUUUUUGUAAACAAACAGAAACAAAACAAUGUGUAGUUCAGUGUCGUCUUAUCCUCGUGUUGCCCAGUUUAGUCAAUUUGUUUAAUUGAAUCUUCAGAAUUUCAAUAUUUCCUGGAUAGGGCAGUCUGGUCCAAAGAGGUAGAACAGUCAAACAAUGCCAAAACUACGAGAUGAAGAUAUCAACUUGAACAAUACCGUUGUUAGCUUGAAACACAGUGCCGCAAGACUAACAGCAUCGUCUGCCAAAGUCGAUGAAGUUCUAAAGAAUGCUGCCCCAAAACAACCAUUCAAAAGCCACAAAAGACUAGCCAAAGAGAGGAAAAUUGAAAGGACCAAAACUAAAGGUGAAAUGUGGUUUCAUAUGCCGCGUCAAAAACUUACAGAAAAUGUGAAAAAGGAUUUAGAGAUAUUGAGAAUGAGAGGAGCUUUAGAUACAAAACAUUUCUACAAGAAAAAUGAUCGAGAAGUGUUGCCUAAAUAUUUCCAAGUAGGUCAUGUAGUCGAUUCUCCUGUUGAUUACUACAGUAGCAGAGUCCCGAAGAAAGAAAGGAGGAAAACAAUGGUGGAAGAAUUAUUAGCUGAUGCUGAAUUUCAGCAGAAAAGUAAGAAAAAGUACAGGGCAAUAGUAUCAGAGAAGAUCAAAACAAAUCAUUACAAACAGAGGAAGAUAUGAUACUUUUUCCUGGCAUUUUCUGAGUUUGCCAUCAUACCACUUCCUAUUAUCUGUGAAUACCUCCUCGUUCUAAGGAGAAUUUGUGUUGACUUGUUGAAGGUUAAAAAUUGUAACUUGUUCAUCAUUUCUUGAUUGUAAAAAAUAAUUGUUUUAAUUUGAUUAAUUAAACUUCUUGAAAUUUUUUAA
This is a messenger RNA of Bemisia tabaci, 899 nucleotides long. RefSeq names its product deoxynucleotidyltransferase terminal-interacting protein 2. The record is from RefSeq and is a predicted model, not a curated record. Gene Ontology annotation, biological process: RNA processing. Lineage: Eukaryota; Metazoa; Arthropoda; Insecta; Hemiptera; Aleyrodidae. Gene Ontology annotation, molecular function: RNA binding. Gene Ontology annotation, cellular component: nucleolus.